This is a messenger RNA of Prunus armeniaca (apricot), 402 nucleotides long. Lineage: Eukaryota; Viridiplantae; Streptophyta; Magnoliopsida; Rosales; Rosaceae. The record is from the annotation of a GenBank genome assembly.
AUGAGUCCUUCUCAGAGAAAUGUUGUUAUGCCUUUGCUAGUAAUUCUUUUACUGACAACAAGUUCUGUGGGUGGUGCUUUCAACUUUCCUAAGCAUACAGCCGUCAGAAUCACCAACUUGUUAGAAAACAACGUGGACUUGACGGUGCACUGUAAAUCAAAUGACAACGACCUCGGGGAGCACACAAUUCGUCCAAGGGAAGAGUAUGAGUUUGAUUUUAAAACGAAUAUUUUUGGAACCACACUCUUCUUCUGCGGGUUUAAAUGGUCGAAUGAAUUUCAUUGGUUCGAUGUUUUCAGAACUGGCAGGGAUGAUUGCAGCAGUUGCUUUUGGUCUAUAAUUGAAGCUGGCCCUUGCUUGUAUGGUGUUGAUGGUAUCUGCUAUCAGUGGAACAAGCAUUAG